GUAACCAUGGCUAGCAGGGACCGUAGUUUCGCAUCGUCCUGCAGCAGCAGCGCCAGCUACUACAGCGAGUUUGGACCACCGUACGCGGACCUGCCGAUGGAGAUCCUAGUAAAGAUAUUCACCUACCUCAGUGCAUCCGAUCGGUGUGUAGCUGGCCAAACCUGCCAGCGGUGGCUUGAGGCAACCCAGCACACUGGCUUGCGGGAUCGACUUUGGCUUAUGCUGCGCCGAAUCCCGUUCGAUGCCAACAGUUCGCCCGUUUCCGAUUUGCUGCGGAGCUGUCGCUCCUUCCCGAAUGUCGGCCUCUCGGAAGUGGACGUUGAGCGAGUGGGGGAUUUUUUCCAACACUUCGGACCCGCGAUCCGACGCCUUGAGCUGGGUUCGUGCGAAAUCCAGGAACGCGAUCUGUACGCCAUUUUACGCUCGCUGCCAGCGCUCCGCUCACUGACAAUCCGGUCGUGUCGCGAUCUGUUCAUGUGCGUGCGGCUGUUCGAAGACCCUGCCGAACGGGCGGAGCUUUCCAAGACCCUCGCCGGUGUUACGGAGUUACGGCUCACCCACAACCAAUACCUGUCCGAUGCGAUCCUCCACCGGAUGUGCGAAAUUAUGCCCUCCCUAGCCGUGCUCGACCUGUCGGGGUGUCACAUUUCGUUCCACAAGGGCCUCUAUCGGAAGUUCUACCCGGGCAGCGGCAGCAAUGGGACGGAACCGUCGGAGAGUGUGCUUACGUUCCACUACAUUUCACGGCUCAUCGAUGAGCGAAAGCGAACCCUACGGGCACUGAACUUUAGUGAAACACUGAUCGACGAUGGGGCGCUCGAGGUGCUGGCCGCGAUGCAACCGGAACUGCAACUCCAGCGGCUCGAGUUGAACCGUUGCGAGCAGCUUUCAUACCGUGGGCUGCAAACGCUGUUGCGUGUGCAGACCGCAACCCUAACGGAACUGGACCUAACCAAAGCUUACCGCAUGACGGACAGCUGUCUGUGGCAGAUUUGCAACGAGCUGACGGGCUUACGAGUCUUGCGUCUGCGCGGGUGUCGUGCCAUCAGCAAUCAGGGUGCCCGGGAGUUGGUCCACCUGCAGGCGCUGGAAGUGUUGGACGUUUCGUACUGCGAGGAAAUCACCGGCGAAGGUUUACUGGUUGGCUUGGCUUCCCGGCCGCGCCCCAAUUUGCGCGAGCUACACAUCCGGGCACUCAACCUCUGCGAGCGUACAAUCAUUGCGUUAACCGAGAAUCUGCCCCAGCUGAACGUGCUCGAUGUGGGCUUCUGUCUCGACUCCGUGUCCGAUCUGUGUCUGCAGCACAUCUUCCGCAAUCUCGUGCAUCUCACGCGGCUCGAUCUGGAGAAUUGUCGUAAAGUUACGGACGAUGCCAUGACCGGGCUCGGAUUAGGACCGUUGUUGCGUCAGCAGGAGCUGAAAAGCAAGCCGUCGCCGGACGUCGCUGACGGUGCCGAGUCUCCGGAGGCUGAUCAAAACAAUGAACCAGCGGAGUUGAUCGUGGUGGAUGUACCGAUCGCGCCACCGAUGCGCAUAUCGAUCCGGAGCCGAGCCGAGCAGCAAAUUGUCGAGGAAGCGGAACGUAAACAGCGCCUGAUGGCCGUCAUUAACCGCCGGUCCCAAACGGCCAUCGAUGAACUGCGUGCGCGCGCUGAUGACGAUGAAGCAAAUGGAUACUCGAUCGGCAGGCUUCAACAACUGCGGGUCCUCAAUCUCGCCUGCUGCAAUCAACUGACGGACGUCUCGUUGCUAUGCAACUUUCGCCUGGUCGAGCUGCAGCAACUUUCGCUCGCCCAGUGUCAGCAGAUUUCGUUCGACGGCAUCCGGGUGCUUGUUCGCAACUGCCCGUCGAUCGAGCAACUCGAUCUUAGCGAGUGCCACAGCCUGAACGAUCGCGCCGUGGAACAGAUCACGGUCCACCUGAAGCGUCUGCGAACGCUCAGCCUACGCCGAUGCUAUCAGCUGACUGAUUUCACCCUCGACUACAUUGCGCUACACGCCCGUCAGCUGAGGAUGAUCGACGUCCGCGGGUGUAAACAUAUGUGCGAUGAUCCGGGCAUGAGGCUCGUCAACCUGCCACUGUUGACUACGAUAUUGCCCGGAAGACAGGACGAUUGUUGUAGUGUGACCAACUUCGGGGGCAGAUUGUCGGGAGCACUUUCGCUGGGCAUUGGACGACCGACGGCGCGGCCUGCGCCUCCUCCACCGCGAAUGCCGGUGUUUAUUUAACAGGCGCACGGUGCUGUUGGGAUUGUUGCUGCUCUUUGAUGCCGCCUUUCUCUUGCUGAUGGUUACACUGGCGGGACCGUAGAACGCGCCGACCACGUGUGUAAGAAAUCAAACAGAUUAAUAACGUAUGUCCUUUAAAAUGUUAUGUAAUUGAACCACUUACGCGCUGUUAAACAAAAGCCACCCCCGAGCAUCGUUGGAGUUCGCUUAUUUGGGCCGAUUGAGCCGAUAAAUGAGGUGCUACAAACGAUGGAGAAAAAUGCAAACACUUGAUAAGUGGUUUUGGAGCAACAAAUGAUAAGGACUAGUCGGUGCCAUGCUCAUAAAAGUUAAUCGUAAAUGACGGACGAGAGAUAUCAUCAAAAGCAAUAAAAGCGCGCGUCAUACGCUGGAAAUGACUUUACAGAAUUUUGGGCAAGAAGCAAGGGCGAUUUAUAUGAUAAUUAAUUUAUGUAUUCAAUUGUGCUUCAGCAUUAAAUUGUUAUUUAGUAUUUUCGACUAGAUAUAUAAC
This is a messenger RNA of Anopheles bellator, 2740 nucleotides long. Its product is annotated as F-box and leucine-rich repeat protein 13-like. The coding region runs from base 7 to 2229 and encodes 740 amino acids. Gene Ontology annotation, biological process: SCF-dependent proteasomal ubiquitin-dependent protein catabolic process. The transcript has 2 exons. NCBI's taxonomy places the organism in Eukaryota, Metazoa, Arthropoda, Insecta, Diptera, Culicidae. Gene Ontology annotation, molecular function: protein binding. The record is from RefSeq and is a predicted model, not a curated record. Gene Ontology annotation, cellular component: SCF ubiquitin ligase complex.